This is a messenger RNA of Rana temporaria (common frog), 960 nucleotides long. RefSeq names its product olfactory receptor 1009-like. Bases 1 to 939 code for a protein of 312 amino acids. NCBI's taxonomy places the organism in Eukaryota, Metazoa, Chordata, Amphibia, Anura, Ranidae. Gene Ontology annotation, molecular function: G protein-coupled receptor activity; olfactory receptor activity. Gene Ontology annotation, biological process: G protein-coupled receptor signaling pathway. The record is from RefSeq and is a predicted model, not a curated record. The transcript has a single exon. Gene Ontology annotation, cellular component: membrane.
AUGGAAAAAGUCAACCAAACCCCUCCGGAAAGGUUCAUCCUCCUCGGAUUUGGAUCUAAUGUCCCGAACCUCCAAGUCUUCUAUUUUCUUGUGUUUCUUGUGAUGUACAUAAUCACAUUGUCAGGAAAUCUUCUACUAAUCAUAGUAGUGAGGAUCAACCCAAAGUUACACACCCCCAUGUACUUCUUUCUGAGUAAUCUCUCCGUUAUCGAUAUCUUUUUCUCAUCCACCAUUGUGCCCAACAUUCUCUUAAACACUUUGGCCAUGGAUAAAAGUAUCUCCUUGUUGGGAUGUGCAUUACAGAUGUACUUCAGUCUGGCUUUAGGAUCCACAGAGUGCUUUAUACUUGCCGUUAUGGCGUAUGACAGGUUUUCUGCCAUUUGUAGGCCAUUGCACUACAGCACCAUCAUGAAUAAAAUGUUGUGUAUGAGUUUAGCUGUAGGGUCAUGGAGUAUGUGCUUCCUGAACUCUGCUCUUCAAGUUAUCCUCACCUUUCAACUGCCCUACUGCAAGUCCCACCAUGUCAACCACUUCUUCUGUGAGAUGCCGCCUUUUUUUCGACUGUCUUGCAAAGAUACUUUUCUAAAUGAAAUAGUGAUGUAUAUUGGAGCAGGUAUCAUUGCUAUGUGUUCUUUCUGCUUGACUCUAACUUCGUACAUCCACAUCAUCUCCACCAUCUUGAAGAUCCGUUCCUCCCAUGGAAGACAUAAAGCUUUCUCCACAUGUGCUUCUCACCUGACUGUGGUGAGUCUCUACUAUGGGACCAUCAUGUUUGUGUAUCUUAAACCUUCUUCUAUUUAUUCUGCAGAAACAGACAAAACGGUGUCCAUUCUCUAUACAGCCGUGACACCGAUGUUGAACCCCAUCAUCUACAGUAUGAGGAACAAGGAAGUCAAGAGCACCAUUAAUAGAAAACAAACGAAAAAAGAAGAUCUCUAAUGGAAAAGGGCAAAUAUAAAA